This is a messenger RNA of Anopheles merus, 5157 nucleotides long. It is a transcript of the gene PIG-V, whose product is annotated as GPI mannosyltransferase 2. Gene Ontology annotation, biological process: GPI anchor biosynthetic process. The coding region runs from base 804 to 2486 and encodes 560 amino acids. The record is from RefSeq and is a predicted model, not a curated record. Gene Ontology annotation, molecular function: GPI mannosyltransferase activity; alpha-1,6-mannosyltransferase activity. NCBI's taxonomy places the organism in Eukaryota, Metazoa, Arthropoda, Insecta, Diptera, Culicidae. Gene Ontology annotation, cellular component: endoplasmic reticulum membrane; mannosyltransferase complex. The transcript is spliced from 2 exons.
GCUAGACGCACAGUGGUGAACAUCAUACAAAAAAUCGGACACACAUACACAUUUCGGGCACUCGCGCGAACUGCAAGCACGCGGAAAAUGUACAGCGAACGCGUGCGCGCACCUACGCCAGAACCGAGCUCCGGAAACGGCCCGUUUUAUCCCAAUAUUUUGGUCCGACUGCUGUUUGCUGGUGGUAGUGGUAGUAGCAGCAGACCGUCUUCUACAUACCCGGUGUAUCGCUUGAGUUAGACAAUCGUACAAGGAGAGAUAAACAAAACCCGAACCAGACUGAGUGGUUUAUUUGGGACGUGGAACGAUUUGUGUGCUUUGCCAAGCCUCUGUCUUGGCUUUUGUUUUGGUCGCCUGGUUCGUGCGAGGGAAGACGGUGUUCGUGUGGAUGGGUCGCGGUACGACGCACGACGCGGCCAACGAGACACGCGCACUACCACCCACUCGUCAGUGGAGCGAGCACUCGGCCCCGGGAAAAGAAGAAAGAAUUUGUAUCAGGACUUUCAAUCUAGUAGCACAUUCCUCUGCUAAGAGACCAGCUGUGCCAACUUGUCCGAGGGGGAAAACAAGAAAUUUCCAUAUCUGCACGGCAAAUGGGCCGCCGGGCUGGUCGUUGAUGGUACCAGUGUGCGAUUCAAGUGUGCAAGUGUCUGAGUGAGUGUCUGUUGGCACCAAAUGUCGUUCUGAUAAUAGAAGAAGCUCGAAGAUUGCUCGACAAACCACACGCUUCCAUCCUCGUGACUUCUCGAACUGAACGGAUAAAGUUUAAUGCAACAUCGUGGUGUAUUUGGUUUGGUGGAAAAAUGCGAUCGGAAUGCUACAACGGCAGCGGUGCCAGCACUUCCUCCCCCAAGCGACGGGUCAACGUAGUAGGCAAUGGGAGGUCCAACCAUCACCACCAGCGACAGCACCAUGCAGCAGCCGGCGCAAAUACCCACCGGGACACGACGACACAUGACAGAGGCACAGACUCACCACCCACCCUGACCGAACUGCCACCGUCCAGCGGAUCCUUUCUACACAUAUCAAUCACCAAGCUGGCCAUCGGAAGCCGCCUGUUCGUGAUAGUGCUCCAGCUGGUUGCUAACCUUCUCCUGCCAGACCACGAAGCAGGCGUGUUUGUGGCACCGAGCGACAAGAACGCACCGGAGCGACCACUGGACGCACUGGUGCGACUCACGCUCGGCGGUCUGAACCGGUGGGAUGGCCAAUACUUCCUGCACGUUGCCGAGCACGGCUACACGUACGAAAAUGCGCUCGCCUUCUUCCCGCUGUUCCCAUUCAUCCUGAAAAUUGUGUGCAGCUCGCUCAGCAGCUACGAGGUGAUCACCUUCUUGAGCUAUCGGGAGCUGUCGCUGCUGCUGGCGGUGCUGCUGAACGUGGUGUGCUUUACCGGUGCAGCGAAAGCGCUCUAUCGGCUGAGCAAGCACGUGCUCGGCAAUCAGAAGAAGGCGGAGAUUGCGGUGCUGCUGUUUUGCUUCAACCCGGCGUCCAUCUUCUUCACCGCCCCGUACACCGAAAGUCUGUACGCGUGGCUGUCGUUCGUCGUGAUGUACCAGUGCAUCGAGGACGUGACGUCGAUCUUCCUGACGAUCCCGCUCAGCCUGUCGAUACUGUGCCGCUCGAACGGCAUGUUCAACAUCGGGUUCGUGCUGUACUUUGCCGUGCGCCGGAUCGUCGCCCAGUACAACGUGCACAACGUCAUCUGCAUCUGUUCGCGGCUCUUCUCGAUGCUGAUCAUCGUGCUGUUCCACUACGGUAUCGCCCAGGUGUACAACUACUAUCUGUUUUGCUUCGUGCAGAAGUUCAACUUUCCCGACCACGUGCGUGAGUACGCGGCGGAGCAUGGGCUAGUGCUGGCCGGCAACAAAACGGACGACUCAUCGCCCUGGUGCACCAACCUGGUGCCGCUGUCGUACUCGUACGUACAGAGCCACUACUGGAACGUGGGCUUCCUGCGGUACUACGAGCUGAAACAGCUACCCAACUUUCUGCUCGCCCUGCCGGCCGUGUAUCUCGUACUGAGCAACUCGUACCAGUAUCUAUGCGAGCACUGGGAGUACGCCCUACGGUUGGGGCUGUUCCGGCUGACCAAGAAGCAGCACAAGCUGAUGCGCCCUUACGAUCGGUUUGCGCUCGUGUUUGUCGUGCACGCGCUCGUGCUUACGCUCUUCUCGCUGGUGUUUGUGCACGUGCAGGUUACGACGCGGCUCCUGUGUGCGGCCAGUCCCGUGCUGUACUGGUACACGGCCGAAUACUUUACCGGGGAGCGAGCGUUCAUCAAGCGGCAGGUUAUCCGCAAGCUGUCGAAGCAGGUGAAGGAUGGCGAGGAAAACAGUUGCACCCACGUGCUGAACCACAUCGAGCUGAGCGAUUUGCUUGACUUUCGCUGGAUGAACGGCCGGCAGCAAACGAUCCUGGUGUACUUCCUCGGCUACACCGUGGUCGGGACGGUGCUGUUUAGCAACUUUUACCCGUGGACUUAAUGGAAGAGGGAGAAUCUGAGCGAACUGCAGCGAUCAUCCUUUCCUUCUUUCGCAGCUACAAAACAAGCAGCUACUCUCUCUCUCUCUCUCUCUCUCUCUCUCUCUCUCUCUCUCUCUCUCUCUCUCUGUUGUUGACCAAAGCUAAAAGACGGUUACCAAGAACCAGGACACAAAUUCUACUCUAAACAUUGGGAUUACACUUAUCUCGUGCCUUUUUCGCUCUACUACAUAUAUACAUACACACAUAUUGCCAAAACCGAACGACGAAUACCAAAAUUUGAGGGGCAGCAGCAAGGUGAGCAGAACCACAAUGGUUUUCAACCAAAUAGGUUCAAGCUGACUGCGUCGAAACGAACGAAAACUUCCAAUUCGAAAUUGACCAAAGUUUCGCUUUCUAUUUGCUCAUUGUUAAAUUACAAAAUUUGCCAAAUUAUUAGGAAAUUAAUUGGAGUGUUACGUACUAUCGUUUCCUUCGACCAUCAUGAUCGAACCCGGACUGUGUUCUUUUGUGUUAGCAUUAGCCCGUAGACUAGUAGAAUGUAUUGCUAUAAUUUAAGGGAUUUUAAAAUUGAAAGCGAGAGCGAGCAGAACCGGUUGUUAGCGAAUCUUAAGCUUAAGCGCGCUGAAAUGUUCUGGUUAACAUUAUUGUUGUGUUCCGGGGACAAUGUAGUUAUCUCUAUCCAACUUUGCCUUGCAUUACCACCGAAAAGGAACAACUCUGUCGUCCGGCACUGCUGCUACUGUGGCGCCAACGAACCAAUGGAUGGGCUUUGACUGUUUUAGUUAGAAAACACAAGGAAGCAAAACGUGGUCGGUGUUUCUGCUACAGAAAAACCGCACUACAACAGCUAAAACGCAACGCAUGGAUCAAUGGACAUGGACAAGUGGGUGGAUCGGAUCAAACAAAAGCCAAACUUGCAGAGCUACCAUAUAUAGAUAUACACAUAUACAGAUAGCGACUUUACUUGAAAAAUAAAAGAAAAUACUAUAUACAUAUUUAAACUCGAGUCAAGCUAUAUAUAUACAUAUAAUUAACAUGGUUUUUAACCAUCAUUAGACUUUACAAAGCAGAGCUACUGUGGGUUGCAAUAGUAGUGGUAAGACUCGCAAACCAGACGAACACGAAAUAUUGGAGUGAAAACAGCAGAAAAAAGAAAACGAAACUGUAUCUUAAAACAAAAUCAUAAAAAAACAACAUGUUAAAGCUAUUCUCUUCCGAUAGAAGUGCAUAACUAUAAUGUAGAUUAAACAAAUAGCAACACUAAACACUUGCAUCGUACAUACGUACGUACGUACACCCUAAACAGAACAGAACGAAAACAAUCAAAUGAAAUAUUUCCUAAUUAUAUCGAGAGACGGGCAAUCGAACGAACUUAACAUAUUGUGAGAAACGGCGGACGAAGCAGACGGUAGCAAACGUUGGUUUUCCACUAGGAUUAGACGUAUUUCAAUUCAAGUUGUUGUUGUUUAUACAAUUUCAAAACAUUACUUACUUCGGGGAAGAAAAAGGUUAACGGUAACGAACCAAUAACAUUAGCAAAAAAUACAGGAGUAUCGCGUUUUACACAACACUUUCUACACACACUAUUCUGUGUAGAGUAGGGUUUCGACUAGAGCGAGAACAACAAGUUAGUGAUUAGUUAGUAAAAAUCGAACUAAAGAGGAGACAAACGUAAACCAAUUAAACCAAACAUAAUCAAUCAUAUAAAUGCAAGAUGCUAAUGCAAUUAAUACACUGUCGCACAGUAAUUAAAUAAUUAUCAAACUAAAUAGAAACUUAAAACACAAAUGAAUGAAAAAACCAUAACUUCCUCACGCAUAAAUAAUCAAAUCAAUUACUAAACUAAACUGCAUUACUUAAACUGCAGCUCCAAAGACACGCACAUACCACUCUCACCGGUCGUGCUUUACAUAUUAUCCAUUCGAUUUUAACUACUUUUAAUAACUUAUAAAAUAAAAAGUAAUAAAAAAUUGACAAAAAAACUGUUCAAUUAGGCACGCUUUAUAGAAGCGAAAAGCAUGGAGUUUAAAGGAAGGUGCGCCAUAGUGAGACGUGUUAUUUAGUCAUUCGCAUUCGUAGUCGACAAUUCAGCUACUUAUUGGAAGAGGUUACUCUCGUUCUUUUGCGUAAUUACGAUUUCAAUGUGUAAUAUAUUUCUCGCUCGCGUAAGCGAUAUUUGAAGAGCAUGUAGAGCAAUUAUCAAUUGAAAAAUUUAAAGUAUUUAAAGCGCUACACAUAAUUGAUCUAUUUGAACGAAUCGAACUUAUUGCAAAAGACAGUAAUCGGGCAGUGGGCAGUUUUCAGUACAGUACGCACAGUACAGCGCUAUCGAAAUUGUUUGGAACGUCUCUCCCUUACCUCUCUAAUCGUUGAAAUCCGCUUUUAAAAUUCAAAGAGUUUAGUGCAAUACUAUCUUCGAAGACGUUUGUUAGACAAUAUCUAGUUUCACUGUUGGACUAUUUCUAAUAGAAAAAAAACUCCAAUAAACUGUUUCUCAUUCGAAUAUGACGAUCGUACGUGUGUGUUUGACCCCUUUUCUUUCCAAAAAACUCUUUUAGUAUAAAUAUUAAUGCAUUUUUUGUUCUUAACAUUGGUCUCAUUUUAGGAUCGCUGCCGCAAUGGCUCACCGUACGGAUCAUGGGCGAUCGAGAGAGUCGGGCUCACGAAGAA